Molecule: messenger RNA, 711 nt
Organism: Haemonchus placei
Lineage: Eukaryota; Metazoa; Nematoda; Chromadorea; Rhabditida; Trichostrongylidae
Source: the annotation of a GenBank genome assembly
AUGGAUAUUAUGUGGAUAGAUAACCCAUAUACCCCUAUGUACAUUGGUAUUACCUGGUCAUCUGAAAGACUAACUGUAACUUCAUUUCGUUACAGAGGCGCACUUCUAGUCACAAACACAUCAUCAAUUAGUCUGGUCGAUCUGCUGCCAACAAUCCGUGAUCAUUCCCGCUUCGCCGGUUUACACUUCUUCAAUCCAGUGCCAGUAAUGAAGCUGGUUGAGGUGGUCAGCACUCCGGAAACAUCGAAAGAAACCCAGCAAAAGCUAAUGGAUUUCUGCAAAUCUUUGGGAAAAAAGCCAGUUUCGUGCAAGGAUACACCAGGAUUCAUCGUCAAUCGCUUGCUCAUUCCCUACCUUCUCGACAGUAUCCGGAUGCUCGAGCGAGGAGACGCCACCAAAGAAGAUAUCGAUGCUGGAUUCAUUGUUAAUCGCUUGCUCAUUCCCUACCUUCUCGACAGUAUCCGAAUGCUCGAGCGAGGAGACGCCACCAAAGAAGAUAUCGAUGCUGCUCUCCGUUACGGCACAUCAUGUCCGAUGGGUCCAAUCGCAUUGUGUGAUUACGUCGGUCUUGACACUCUUUCAAAUGUAAUGACAGUAUGGCGAGAAUCAAUGCCGGAUGACACGCGAUUUGCACCAAUUCCACUAUUGGAACGGCUCGUCCACGAAGGAAAACUCGGCCGAAAGACAAAAGAAGGCUUCUAUAAAUACUGA